AUGAAGAUUGGCUGGUUAUUGAUAACGAUUUGCUCAGGUAUUAUUACAAAAUGUAUAAACGCUCACUCAUCGCCUUAUCAGAAUGCAAAUGAAUCUGCUAUUGACGAUGCCUACUUCCUCGUUUUGAUCAUCCCGGCAGUCUCGGUUGCGAUUGUUCUAGUUGUCGUUAUCUUCUUGUGUUGUCCAAGACAACAAAUUCGGAGCGACAAUGUCAUAAAAUUGGAAGAAGGUGUUAAUGAUGUGAUUGAGGAAAAUGUGACACACGUUGUAUCGCUCCGUGAAGCUAAGGUGUCUGGCAUGAUGACGGACUUGACGAGGUUCCGACAGGAGAUUUUCACGAAACAUCUCACGUUCAACUCGAAUCCAGAGUCAAUUGAUGCGGCGACGAAGAAUGUUCAGAACGUGAAACAGUCUCUGGACACGUGGCGUGACCGAAUCAAGGAGCGAUUGGACGAGAUUGAUCGGCUUUGCACUGAAGAAGGCGACUCGUUGACACCGGAGCAGUAUAGUGCGUUGAGAGAGAUGAGAAGACAACUUGCCGAUGAAUAUGAUACGGUUUUGAGGACUGUCGAGGGUAUUCACACGAGACUCAAUAUCCUGUCUGCCUUGCUCAUUGAGUUCUCAUCAGUGACGUCAUCAAUGCAAUCAUGGAUGACUGAUAGAGCACGUCUUGCUGGAGACAUCCGUCACAAGUCUGGAGACCCUAUGAGAGUUGAUGAAGCUCGAUUUGAAGCCAAAUCCCUGAUGGAUGAAGUUGUUCGGGAAGAGUCGCGGCUCAAGACGAUUGGAGCAUCGGUGCUCAAAAUUGAGCAGGAGAUUUCAGCGAUGCGGGAUGACGUGAGAGCCAGUAGAUCGACGGAUGAUGUUGGAAUUUCGAUGGAUGAGGUUUACGAGAAAAGGCGACGAGUUGAAGUUGAUUACAUGCAACUUCUUCGUCAGUGCCAGGAUCUCAUUUCGCUCCAAAUUCGACUUCAUGCGAUGAAUGAUGAGCAUGCUGAGCAAGCCCGACGAGCUGAGGGGUGGCUUCAAAUGCUCAAAAAUGAUGUGGCGGGUGUAGCAAAGGAUCCGAGAUUCAAGAAGGAUGAGGAUCUAAUUGAAAGAGAUGAGGAGCUGAAUCGAAUGGCUGCAGGUGGAUCAGGUGGUCCAACGUCGAGACAAUUGGCAAUGAGAGAAAAAAUCGAACAGAGAGAAAGGGAAGAGGAAGAAUGGCGACGAAAAGCAAAGGAGAAAUUUGAAGAGGAAGCAGCCAAGAACAGAGCCAGAGAAAGAAAGUGGGCAGAAGAGCACGGCUUCAAUCGCCCAAUAAGAACCCGAUCGCAGAAAUAUGCGGAACAAGAUCGAAUCCGAUAUGCGAGAAAAAAAGCAGCGCUGGAACAGUCAAAUGAACAAUCGAAUGAAUCAACGGAUGAUGCAGUUGAAUCCGAUUCUGACGAUGUUCCGGCUCCCCAGUCUCCACCGACACCGUCACCUGCUGAUCCGGGUCCGACAACCUCUUCAUCGUCACUCACUCAAGACCCCGCCUCAAACGCCACUGGAUUCUCUGAUGUUCCGGCUCCCCAGGCUCCACCGACACCGUCACCUGCUGAUCCGGGUCCGACAACCUCUUCAUCGUCACUCACUCAAGACCCCGCCUCAAACGCCACUGGAUUCUCUGGCUCUUCACCACCAAAUUCAUUUGAAGAAACUCGUAUGAUGUGUGAGGACGCAUCAGAUGGAAAGAAAAUCGACGAAACGAGAAAAUACAGAAAUAAUCGAUCUUCAAAGUGCCGGGCUAUCAUAAUUAACAAUGUGGUUUUCUGUGGAAUGGAAAAGCGAAUUGGAAGCGACAAAGAUAAAAAGAAGUUAUCCAAACUUUUCGAACGUUUGGGAUAUCAGUCGACAAGUUAUGACAACUUGAAAUCAUCGGAGAUCCUGGAGACCGUGAGACAGUUUACCCAGUCGAAUCACGGCGACUCGCUCAUCAUAACAAUCAUGAGCCACGGAGAUCAGGGACUUCUUUAUGGUGUAGAUGGUGUGCCCGUUCAGAUGCUUGACAUUAUUGAUCUAAUGUGUACUGCGUCACUUGCGAAAAAGCCAAAAUGGCUUAUGUGUGUGUGCUGUCGAGGAGACAGAAUCGACAGAGCAGUCCGCUGUGAUGGAUUCAUCGACAACUUUUUUGAUCGUUUUCCAAAGUUCUUCCAGUUUAUGAAAUCUAAAUUCCCAUCACACCAAACCUCGUCGUCGCAAGCAGAUUUAUUGGUUUCUUUCUCAACAUCUCCUGGCUUCCUAUCAUUCAGAGAUGAAACCAAAGGCACAUGGUAUAUUCAGGAACUUUAUCGAGUGAUUAUUGAGAACGCGAAAGAUACUCAUUUGGCGGAUCUCCUAAUGGAGACCAACAGACGAGUCGUGGAGAAAUAUGAGGCAGAUAAAGUAGUGAUCGUGUGUAAGCAGGCUCCUGAGUUCUGGUCGAGGUUCACAAAACAACUAUUCUUCGACGUCUAGAAAUGACGUGUUUUGAUGUCAAUGGCCUCGGUGAUCAGUAUGCUCUCAGUACAUGUUUCAACAGUUCUUUCAAUUGUCACACAUUUUUCCCGCUGCUACGAUGAAUUACAAUACCUAUUCAAUUUCCAAUAUCAGAUUUUCUAUCAAUUGUGAUGAUGUCAUGCUAGCCUUAUUCAUAUUUAAAAUACCCGUUUGUCAACUCUUUUGGAUAGUUUAACUAGUCAAUAAAGUGUUUUAUUUGAA
Caenorhabditis elegans is the source of this 2724-nucleotide messenger RNA. It is a transcript of the gene csp-2, whose product is annotated as Putative inactive caspase subunit p14. The record is from RefSeq and is marked reviewed. Gene Ontology annotation, biological process: positive regulation of apoptotic process involved in development; proteolysis; negative regulation of apoptotic process. NCBI's taxonomy places the organism in Eukaryota, Metazoa, Nematoda, Chromadorea, Rhabditida, Rhabditidae. The transcript is spliced from 16 exons. Gene Ontology annotation, molecular function: zymogen binding; cysteine-type peptidase activity; endopeptidase regulator activity. The coding region runs from base 1 to 2481 and encodes 826 amino acids. Gene Ontology annotation, cellular component: cytoplasm.